Molecule: messenger RNA, 4884 nt
Organism: Hemiscyllium ocellatum (epaulette shark)
Lineage: Eukaryota; Metazoa; Chordata; Chondrichthyes; Orectolobiformes; Hemiscylliidae
Gene: asb2a.1
Product: ankyrin repeat and SOCS box containing 2a, tandem duplicate 1
Exons: 10
Coding region: 146-2068 (640 amino acids)
Biological process (GO): intracellular signal transduction
Molecular function (GO): protein binding
Source: RefSeq, a predicted model, not a curated record
CGAGACGGGAGGAAAUCGGGAUACUAAAAAAGCUCAAGGAACGUCUCCGGAUAGGCUUUAAUCUAAAAGAUUAAACAGGGACAUUGAACUGCGGAUUGCAAAGAAGUCCCGCGACAGGAUAAACGCCCUCAGACGCGGCGGGAGGAUGGCGACGGGAGUCACUUCCAGCCGCACAUUUGGCCAAGAGGAGUACAGUCUGUACAGCAGCCUGAGUGAGGAGGAACUAAUCCAGAUGGCGGUCGAGCAAAGCCUUGAGACGCAAUCCGACUCGGUGCAGCCUCCAGGUCCGAGGGGCCAGGCACACCCCAGGAAUCGAGCUCAGGCCCAGGUGAAUGGGCGUGGGGUUCAGACCGCGGCCCCUCAAGCUUGUGCCAAGACCAGGUCGCCCGUGACUACUUCUGCUCCGACCGCCAACCCUCCGAGAUCAAGGAGAUUCGAUGGGAGGCUGAUUCGACCCUCCAAGCCGGUGGUGGAGGUGGAUCCUGCCGUUGUUGCGAUAAAAAAUGGUGAUGAAGAAACCUUGUCAAAUAUGAUCCGAGCUGGGAAAGUGCUUUCUGUGCCAAACUCGGAGGGCUGGCUCCCUCUGCACGAAGCAAUUUACUAUAACAAACCCGGCUGUGCGAAACUGUUGCUUCAAGCUUAUCCUGGAACUGUAGACUGUCGCACACUGGCAGAAGAAACUCCUUUAUUCUUAGCAACAUGCAGGGGGAACUUGGAAUGCAUGAAAUGUUUACUAGAAGCAGGAGCAGAAUGCGACAUCUCGAGUAAGGCAAAAGAAACUGCGCUCUACAAAGCCUGUGAACAUAAAAAUGUGGAAGCUGUUAAACUUCUGAUACAAUAUAAUGCUGAUGUGAAUCACCGCUGCAACCGUGGGUGGACUGCUCUUCAUGAGGCUGCGAUACGAAAUGAUCUAGACAUCAUGGAAGCUCUGCUCAUGGCUGGUGCCAAGAUUGAAGCAACAAAUAUUUAUGGAAUCACUCCAUUAUUUGUUGCAGCACAAAGUGGACAACUGGAAUCUUUGCGUUUUCUCACAAAGCAUGGUGCAAAUAUCAAUACACAAGCCAGUGAUAAUGCCUCGGCAUUGUAUGAAACCAGCAAGAAUGAGCAUGAAGAAAUUGUGGCUUUUCUUCUUUCACAAAAUGCUGAUGCAAACAAAGGAAGUAAGGAUGGUUGGCUGCCCCUUCACAUUGCUGCUGCAAGGGGCAAUAUGGCGAUAGUUCAGAUGUUGAUUCCCGUUACCAGCAAAGUCCGGGUGAGGCGCAGUGGAAUUAGUCCCCUUCAUCUUGCUGCUCAACACAAUCGAAAUGAUAUUGUUGAAGAACUGAUUGAAGCUGGAUAUCCUAUCGAUGCCCUCUUGUCACCAGAAAGAUCCCGGCUGUUUGAAGAUAAACGUACUUCAGUUUUGUAUUUUGCUGUUUACAAUAAUAAUGUAGAAACCACAGAAAUGUUGCUCAAGGCUGGAGCAAAUCCUAAUGUCGAUCUGAUAAACCCCCUUCUAAUCUCUAUCCGACAUGGCUCCAUCAAAAACAUAAAGCUGCUCAUAAAAUAUGGAGCCAACAUCAAUGCUUAUAUUCCAACGCAUCCGACUUCCUUCCCAGCAACGAUCAUGUUUUCUAUGAAGUACCUCACUUUGUUGAAGUUAAUUAUGGAUUUUGGUGGUGAUGGAGAGGCAUGUUUUAAAUGUGUGUAUGGAAGUCAUCAACAUCCAGAGCAAGAGCAGAGAAGAGACGAUAUACAAAUGGAGCGUAAAAAGCCCAGACCUGUACAAUUUUGUGAAAUGGUGUCUACACCUGGAAUCUACAGAUGGGCUGGGCCAAUCAUUGAUGUCUUACUUGACUAUGUUGGAAAUGUGAAUCUCUGCAGUAAACUGAAGGAACAUCUCGACAGUUAUGAUGAAUGGGCGACUAUCAAGACAAAAUCAGAACCUCCAAGACCUCUUGUCCAUCUUUGCAGAAUUAAAGUUCGAAAGCUUUUGGGACUUCAGAGAUUAAAAUUUAUUGAAAUGUUGCCUCUACCUGGCAGGCUGAAAAGAUACUUGGAGUACAACAACACAAAUGAUUUGAUGUAAAUUUAACUUUUGACAGAAACCACUCAGAAACUACAAGAAAAGCAUUUGUAUGCAGAAAAGGAGGUCAGUCCAAAAGUUGCAACUGUAAAUGAUUUACUGUAUACCGAAAGAAGUAACGUUUUGUGGGAUUGCAAGCAUGGAGUUACCAGAUCGACAAAUUAGUUUUGGACAGAUUUCAAAUGGCCUAAACCUAAAUGGAUAAGGACUGAAAGGUUGAAAAAUAAGUCAGGGAUUUUGGAUUUUAUUAGUUCCAAGUAUAGGAACCAAAACUAGGUGUAUUGAACAAAAUAAUUUGGAAAUGCACGGCACAUUAGUCACCAUCAAAAUGAGAAAAGGUAAGUUGAAAUUUAACCUGUUAACGUGUCCUAAUGAGGAGUCCCACUGGACACAUCAGCUUCUCUCUCCUCUUUCACAUGCUGCUUGAUCUACUCUGUAUUUCUGGCGUUUUGUGUUUUCAAUUUAGAUUUCUAGCCUCAUAGUUUUUUUCUUUUCAUCGCUUACAAUUUGGCAUUUUAACAUGUACAUAAAACUGUAAACAAUGUACCAAAGCAUAACCUGUCACAUCAACAUGUAAGAUAAAGAUGUUUUAAAUUUUAACUUUUUUAAAAUUCCAAUUUCAGAAAGGAGUAGCCAAGACACUGAUUGUUCAGUUUUUAUGCACCUCAGGCAGAAUUUGUGAAUGAAACUUGCUUCAGUUUGCACCUUGCUCCAUAAAGAUAGUAUAGCCAUGAUAAGCUCAAACCCAUUUCUAGUCGAAUUUUUAAUAGAAAUUUGACAUCUUAUUUAAUUUUUAUGCUUUAUUAAAUGUAGUAAACACUAAGCUAUAAGGUGUUAGCUAGCAGAAAAAUAUUACUAAAUAUCUUGGGUUGCUUGAUUAAUGCCAUUUGUUGCAUGGAACAUCACAGCAGCUGAAGAGAAAUUGUGUUUUUAAUUGCACUGACAGUACCAUAGUUGUUGCUAUACCUUCGAAAAUAUUCAACUCUUAAGGUUAAGUGCACCAUUAUAGGAUUGAGCCAUAUAGUCCAAGCAAGUCCUAAUUGUAUGUCAUGGUAUGUACUGAGUUACCUGGUCUUAUCCAAGACAGCAUUUGGUGCAUUGGAAUAGGCCAUUUAGCCUAUUCCAUCAAUUAGUUAGAUAAUGGGUGAUUUUAUUUUACCUCAACUCAAUUUACUCAACUUUGCUUCAUAUCGUGGCACAGUGGUUAGCACUGCUGCCUCACAGCGCCUGUAGACCCGGGUUCAAUUCCCGACUCAGGCGACUGACUGUGUGGAGUUUGCAUGUUCUCCCCGUGUCUGCGUGGGUUUCCUCCGGGUGCUCCGGUUUCCUCCCACAGUCCAAAGAUGUGCGGGUCAGGUGAAUUGGCCAAGCUAAAUUGCCCGUAGUGUUAGGUAAGGGGUAAAUGUAGGGGUAAGGGUGGGUUGCGCUUCGGCGGGUCGGUGUGGACUUGUUGGGCCGAAGGGCCUGUUUCCACACUGUAAGUCUAAUCUAAUCUAAUCUAAUCUAAUCUCAUGGACUACUCAUGAACAAAAGUCUUUGAACUCAGUAUUGAAAAUUUCAAUUGAGCCUGUAAGAUUUACAAUAUCUUAUAUGUUAAAAAAGUACUUCCGGAUUUCACUCCUAAAUGAUACCAGGCUUUAGUUUGAAUGGUAUGAGCUACCCACCAGAGGAAGCCAUUUCCCUGAAUGUGCUCCUAUCAAAUUCCUUUCUCAUUUUAAAUGCCUGAUGUAGAUUGACCCUCAAAUAAUCUCAACUAAGAAUGCUACAAAAAGGCUCUGCAUUCUUGGGUUACAAAAAUGAGGAAACAACCAUAUUUUCACUCCUGGUUGUCAUUAGUCAUUUCAGAAAGUGUUUGCAUGCCAGCAUCACUUUGGAAAAAGUGAGCACUGCAGAUGCUGGAGAUCAGAGUGGAGAGUGUGGUGCUGGAAAAGCACAGCAGUUAAUGCAGCAUUCAAGGAACUGGAGUGUCGAUGAUCAGGCAUAAGCUCUUCAUCAGGAAUGAGGCCUCGGAUGCUGCCUGACCUGCUGUGCAUUUCCAGUUCACCCUCUCGACACAGCAUCACUUUGGAUGAGGGUCAAAAAAACACUGAAAUAUCACGCAAAUUCUUAAUGUCUAGACUACACUUAAAUAAAGCUCAUAUGAGUAACAUAUUAAAAACUGCCAACAUAUGUAGCAUUAGAGAUGGGACAAAACCAAGAAAAGAAGCAUCUAAUGUUUAUCUCCAUAAGGUGGGUUGCAGUUCUGAGUUUUGAUGCAAUUUAGUGCCAGCUUCACAAUUACAUUGCAUUUAUCAGAGAAUUCUUAACAUCACAUUGUAAACUCAAAGCCUGUUAGCGUUGACAUUGACAAUAUAGGGCAAAUUCAGGAUUAUAAUGCUGUAACCUCUCCCAGAACCUGAUCAGUCUUAUUUACGAUAUUCAUUUUUUCUGUUUCCAAGAUUGAACAGGGUUGACUAAGAGCAGAAAGGAGUGUAGGGUUACAGUGUGAAUGCUGAAAUUUCCUUUGCUAAUGAUGAAAGUUCAUUGAAAACAUUAACCUGGAUGAUUAAUAUCUAUAUAUCAUAUAUAUAUCAUGAUCAGAUCAGGAGCAAAGUAAUGGAAUUUUGUUUUUAUAAAAUUACUGAGAGUCCCGUUUAUAUCACUGUAAUUUCUAGAUAAGCUAUUCAAAUGCUGGCUUGUUUGGAUCAACAUACUGAUUUCAACAUCUUUUAUUUUCUUUAUUUGUAUUCAAUCCUGAGAUCCACUGAUAAAAUAGUGUCUGGAACGGCAAGAAUAUCACUUAACUGUAGUUUUAUUUUGAAGUAUUAUGCAAUGGAAUG